Messenger RNA from Carassius gibelio (silver crucian carp), 1790 nucleotides. RefSeq lists its product as uncharacterized. Gene Ontology annotation, molecular function: glycine N-acyltransferase activity. The record is from RefSeq and is a predicted model, not a curated record. Gene Ontology annotation, cellular component: mitochondrion. The coding region runs from base 41 to 1006 and encodes 321 amino acids. NCBI's taxonomy places the organism in Eukaryota, Metazoa, Chordata, Actinopteri, Cypriniformes, Cyprinidae. The transcript is spliced from 5 exons.
CAAAGACGGUAAAAUAGUUUCAUUCAGACGUACAGAAUGAAUGCAUGAGGACUUCAACUUUAACUUUAAAACCCUGCCUACCUUUCUACGUACUGGGUCUGCCUUUAAAAAGCACCGCACCGCAAGAGAUACAUUUAACACGCUAACGCCACGCGACACUCUGCAAGCGAGACACCACGCAAUGCGUCAGCUGACUACCGAGGAUCUGAAGACCCUGGAAGUAGAUCUUAAAAACUACUUUCCACAGUCGCUGCAGGUAUAUGGAUGUAUCUUCCAGCUCAACAGGACUGGACAGAGAGCUGACCCUGUUAGUGUGCUUGUUGACCAGUGGCCAGAGUUCAGAGUUUUACUUAUUAAACCAGAAUACCGUGAGAAGGGAGACCUUUUCAAAGACUUGACUGUGUUUUCAAAAAGCGAUGACUGCCUCAGAGAGCUGCUGGCACAUUCAGAUGUCAUUGAUUGGAAGAUGUUUAUUUGCUUGGCCGCUGAGCUUCAUCAUGUGAAGAUGAUGGAAGUCAUGGCAAUAAACAGAGGUGUACCUAUGAAGAAAGAAGCUGUGUGCUACAUGUUGGUUCUUCGAGAUCCAUCAAAUCUCUUACACGCUGAUAGUUCAUCACUGAAGCUGUCUUCUCUGAAUGAGUCUCAUCUUGAGCUAGUCAACCGUAGCUGGAAGUUUGGCUGUGAAGACAGCAAACUAAUGAUUAAGAAUAUGAUUUUAAACUUCCCCUCUUGUUGUGUCCUGGACUCAGAUAAUCAACCGGUAGCAUGGAUUUUAACUUAUGCUUCCUGUGCAAUGGGAAUGCUCUACACACUUCCAGAACACAGAGGAAAAGGCUAUGCAAAAGCACUAGUCACCAUUAUGUCAAAGAGACUGCACUCUCAAGGUUAUCCAGUGUACUGUUUUAUAGAGGAAGAGAACCAUUUAUCCUACAGCCUCUUCACAAGCCUGGGUUUCAUGAAAGACCCAGAUUACCGGGCAGCCUGGUUUGUCUUUAAUGGUUUUUAAUUGGGUCCCAUCAGAGCAGCCAAUCACAGUUGUUUAGCUUCUGCCUGAGAUGCCAUAUAAAGUUAUGUACAAUCUUUUUUUUUUUUCACUUAUCAAAUAUAAAACAUUUACAGUCGAGCUAAACAUUGUGUAGCCUCAUGCUAGAUUUGUUAUAAUAGUCAAAGGAGUCUUAUUUUUCUACAUAUUCUUCUAGUCGAAGCAGCCAUUUCUCCCAGAAAGGCAUAAUGUGCUCUGAGUUCAGGAAGUGAGUAUGUGCGGGAGAUCCAUCUUUGUAGGCCACAACAAUUAAGCCAUUUUCUACCUGUACAUAAAUGACAUGAGAUGGAAGACUUCAAUGAAGAAUACAUGUAUGCAUUUAACAGUUGUUUUUAUCCAAAGCAACAUACAAAAGAGGAACAAAAGCAAUUUGUCAAGCAGCCAAUAAUAAUCAUAAUAUAGAAUGACUGGUUUAAUUGGCAGGUAGAGAAGAAAAGAAAACUUCAACAAUUCAUUUGUAAUGCCUAGUAUUAUAAUCCAUCACAGAAGAUUCAUACACAAAUGGUCAGACAAAAAUGUAUCAACCAGAUAUUAACACGUGACCGCUUAUGAAUGGCCCAGCCAUAUCAUGGCUAUACACAUAACCAUCAAAAAAAUUUAGGUCGGUAAGAUUUAAAAAUACAGUAAAGGUAUCAUAAAGUCUUACAAUUUCAAAAAACAAUAUUGUAAUAUAUUUUUGAAAUGUAUUUUGAUCAAUUUAAUGCAUAGUUUCUGAAUAAAAGUAUUAAUUUCUCUUACUGACUCUAAA